This is a messenger RNA of Thermothelomyces thermophilus ATCC 42464, 1329 nucleotides long. RefSeq lists its product as uncharacterized. Gene Ontology annotation, molecular function: hydrolase activity. The record is from RefSeq and is a predicted model, not a curated record. NCBI's taxonomy places the organism in Eukaryota, Fungi, Ascomycota, Sordariomycetes, Sordariales, Chaetomiaceae. The transcript has 3 exons. The coding region runs from base 1 to 1329 and encodes 442 amino acids.
AUGUCAACGGUCAGCACCCAGGAUGGCGCGGGCGCCAAUGGCGAGCACGAGGCAGUCAUCAGAAAAGAGGUGCCGUCAUUCCUGACCAGGCUUUCGUACGCCGGCUACAUGUACGGCUUGAAGAGCAUCUUGGCCGCCUUCUUCUGGCUGCGCGAGUGGAAGGAAUCCCGCAACCCGCCCGAGGGCGGCCCCGACAUUGUGAAGACGUACGAGUGCCGGCCACAUCUCCCUGUUCGCAUCUUCUUUCCAUCCUCCUACGACCAGACCUCCCCCGUCGCCUUGCCGACCCUCUUCACCAUUCACGGCGGCGGCUUCUGUGUGGGCCACCAGCGCGACGAUGACGAGUGGAACCGCGCUUUCGCCGAUUCUUACUCGGUCCUCGUCAUCUCGCUUAACUACUCCAAGGCGCCCACUUACCCCUUCCCCGCGGCGCCCCACGACGUCGAGGCCCUCCUCUUGGCCGCACUAGAAGACGCCUCCCUCCCGAUCGACCGCGGAGCCCGCGCGCCGGCCAGCCGCACCGCAAUCCUGGGCUUCUCGGCAGGCGGGAACCUCGCCCUGUCUGUGUCCCAGCUCCCCGCGGUCCGCGCCCAUCCCCUGGCGCCGCGCGCGGCCAUCACGGUCUACGGCAGCCUGGACCUGAGCUGCCCGCCGCACGAGAAGCUGCAGAACCGGCCGUACAAGCCGGCGCUGCGGGCCCCGCGAGGCAACUGGACCUGGACCGGGACCGGGACGGACCCGGUCCUGGCGCUCGCGCCGGCGUCCGACUGGAGCUACAUCCCCUACGGCCAAGACCUGCGCGACCCGCUGCUGAGCCCGCUCUACUACCGCGACCGGGCCGCCCUGCCCGCCUUCGUGGGCGUCGUCGCCGCCGAGCUCGACAUGCUCGCGCACGAGAGCUGGCGCUUCGCCUGCCGCCUGUCGCGCGGCCGUGCCGUGCCCGACCGCCGCAGCGCCGACGCCCGCCGCCGCGUCUGCGGCGACCCCCACGGCCGCGUCACCAGCCGCCCCGGCGAGCUGAUCGGCCUGCUGCCCGGGAGGGAGGACGAGCGGUUCGCGUUUGAGGAGACGGUGUACGCCUCUCCUCCUCCUCCUCCUCCUCCUUCUUAUUAUUCUUCUGCUGGCUCUGGAGGCGGCGGCGGCGGCGGCGUGGCGGCCGUCGGGGGUGUCAAGUGGCUGCUCGUGCCGGACGUGUUGCACGGGUUCGACAACCCGCACAUGAGGGCCCUGAUGGGCGGGACCGAGACCAUCAAGGACGCCGAGCUCAAGACGGAGGCCUACAGGGCCGAGUUGGCGAGGUGGCUGAAGGAGGUGGUGUGGCGAGUGUAA